Molecule: messenger RNA, 2189 nt
Organism: Tribolium castaneum (red flour beetle)
Lineage: Eukaryota; Metazoa; Arthropoda; Insecta; Coleoptera; Tenebrionidae
Gene: HEX5
Product: hexamerin 5
Exons: 3
Coding region: 1-2112 (703 amino acids)
Source: RefSeq, marked provisional
AUGAAGAUUGUAGUCAUCUUCCUGUGCCUUUGCGGCAGCAUUUCAUCCUUGCAAGAAUACGGAGUCGGUCAGCGCAAAUUCAAAGUUUCCGACAAGCUCUUCCUCGAACGCCAGCGCGACCUUUUGGACCUUUACCGCAAUGUAAACCAGCUCGACUUCGACGAAAAUCGGCAAAAAAUCGCCAAAAGCUACGCAAUCGAAGCAAAUGUGGACGCGUACGUCAACUCCACUGCUGUUAAGCAGUUCGUGUCGUACUACAAGUUGGGGUUGCUCCCGCGGGGCGAGAUUUUCUCGAUUUUUUACUACGAGCACCGCCUGCAGGCUAUAAGUCUCUUCAAGUUGUUCUACUACGCUAGGGAUUUCGACACGUUGUAUAAAACCGCAGUCUGGGCGAGGAAUAACGUAAACGAGGGGCUGUUCUUGUAUGCUUUUUCCACCGCCUUGGUCCACCGUGAUGAUACUUUUACGUUCGUUCUGCCACCGAUUUAUGAGAUUUAUCCGUUCUAUUUCUACAAUAGUGAGGACCUUGAGAAGGCUCAAAGGUACAAACAGGCGUACAGUGGGGGCGCUAAGACCUACACGAUUUAUUCCAACUAUUCGGGGUACUACUUGAAUUUGAACAAGGAGCAGUCGCUUUCGUAUUUUCUGGAAGAUGUGGGCUUGAAUGCGUUUUACUACUACUGCAACAUUUAUUAUCCGUUCUGGAUGGACGGGGACGAGUUUAAAUUGAAGAAUGACCGGCGGGGGGAACAGUACUACUAUCUCUACCAGCAACUCCUAGCCAGGUACUACCUGGAGCGACUGUCGAACGAUUUUGGCGAAGUUGAGUUUUUCAAUUACGACGAGCCCUUCAAAUACGGCUACUACUCCUCACUGAGGUACCCUACAGGUCUGGCGUUUCCCAACAGGCCGAAUUACGCCCCUCUCAGUGAAACGCGGGCCAAUUUUGGCCAAUCCUGGACCUACAAAAGCGCCUUCGGCUACUCCUACAGCCGGGUACAAGACUUCGAACGACGGAUCAGCGACACUAUUGACGCAGGUUUUGCUUUUACGAAAAGUGGCAAAUUGGUCGACUUGUACAGCUCCGACCAGAUUAACGUGCUGGGAAACAUGAUUGAGUCAAAUCCGGACUCAGUCAACCCCCGUUAUUACGGCCCUUGGGACAUCUACGGGCGCCACCUUCUAGGGUACUCGUACCAGCCGUUGGACAAGUACAAAGUGGCGCCUUCGGCGCUCGAACACUUCGAAACGGCGUUAAGAGACCCCGCGUUCUACCAGCUUUACAAAAAAAUUCUCAUGCAGUUUUUCAAAUACAAAAUCUACCUGCCCCCUUACACCUACAACGAACUAAAUUUCCCGGGUGUGAAAAUCGAGAAAUUCGAAGUUGAUAAACUUUUCACCUACUUUGAUUACUUCGACUCGGAUGUGACUAACGCCGUUUACACCCCACCGAAUUUCCAGUGGGACAAUUUCAAAGUAAAAGUGCGCCAACAAAGACUCAACCAUAAGCCGUUCACGCUCAAAAUCUACGUGAACUCCGACAAGGUUAACGACGCAGUCGUGAGACUCUUCCUGGGCCCCAAAUACGACGAGUACGGUCGUAAAUUAACAAUGACCGAAAAACGCCUAAACUUUGUCGAGUUGGACACCUUCAGGUACAAACUCCAAUCGGGCGAAAACGUGAUAGAGCGCACGUCACGAGACUUCUACUGGUACGUCCCCGAUAAAACAAGUUACCGAGACUUGUACAAAAAAAUCCUAGGGGCCCUUGACAACACGGAAAGCCUCCAGCUGGACUCAAGUGAGGCUUUCUACGGGUUCCCUAACCGACUUUUGUUGCCCAAAGGCAAACGCGAAGGCCAGGUUUUCCAAUUCUAUGUGAUCAUCAACCCCUAUCAAGCCCCCGGGCGCCAGGAGGUCCAACAAGACUAUUACUUCCACAGGGUUGGCACCGGAAUGAAUUACAUCGAUAAUUACGCAUUCGGGUUUCCCUUCGACCGGACUAUUGUGAGCUACGACUUCAAAGUCCCGAAUUCGAAAUUCCAGGACGUUACAAUUUACCACAAAAGUAGCGACGACCUGAAUUCGUCUCAGGCACAAAACGAACCGUAAUUUCGCGUAACCAAUAUUAAACAAGAUAAAUACGCUAAUUAUAGCCAUUAUAAUAAAUUUAAUUUGUAAAAAUAAAG